UCCGGAAUUGCGAUUCAAGUCGGGACAUCUCUACGUGAUCAUGAAAUCGCUUCUGGUACUCAGUUUCGCUGCGUUUUGUGCGGUUUCAGGAGCCGUCGAGGGUGACGACGCGACUAGGAGGUGUCUGGAUUGUAUCUGUUAUGCGAGUACGAAGUGCGAUCCUAAAGCCCAAUGCAAUGCCUACUGUGGUCCUUUCCAAAUCUCUGACGCAUACUGGAUCGAUGCCGGGAAACCCGGAAGCUCAAUCGGUUUCGCUCAAUGUGCCCAAGACAGAGCGUGCGCCGAAGAAACUGUCAUCCAGUACAUGAACAAGUGGGGCACGGAUUGCGACAAUGACGGAGCGGUCACCUGUGCAGACUACGCGAGAAUGCAUAAAGCUGGAAGAACUGGAUGCCAGGCUCCGUGGGUCCUCGAAACUCCAUACUGGAGGCAAUUCAAUCAGUGCAUGGGCGGAGGUGUCACGCUUGAUGCUCGAGGCCGUUGAGAAUAGAAUCGAAAUUCCUUGAUAUCUAAGCAAUGGAAAAUAACCGUAGCUGAUAAUAAGGAGAAUAUUCCAUGGAGCUCUUCGAUAAUAAAUGUGUAUAUUUGGUAUAAA
Molecule: messenger RNA, 595 nt
Organism: Galendromus occidentalis (western predatory mite)
Lineage: Eukaryota; Metazoa; Arthropoda; Arachnida; Mesostigmata; Phytoseiidae
Product: lysozyme
Exons: 3
Coding region: 41-484 (147 amino acids)
Molecular function (GO): lysozyme activity
Source: RefSeq, a predicted model, not a curated record